Messenger RNA from Vanessa atalanta (red admiral), 1682 nucleotides. RefSeq lists its product as uncharacterized. The record is from RefSeq and is a predicted model, not a curated record. The transcript is spliced from 4 exons. Lineage: Eukaryota; Metazoa; Arthropoda; Insecta; Lepidoptera; Nymphalidae. Bases 13 to 1587 code for a protein of 524 amino acids.
UUACGCUUAAACAUGGAAUCGCCUAAGAUUGUGUACAAAUAUUACUCUAAUCCCGCUUUCUGCUCACAGAGUGAAGUGAUUUUCGCUAAAAAAUCAUGUUUAACAAAGGUCGUAUCGCCGGAUCGAAGGAUGCCACCGCUUGGCGGGAAUUCGCCGAGAAAAAUCGAAUGCAACAGGAUCAUGCGGACGGAUAUAUCCGAUAACCCUCUAAGAAUUCCAAAUAGACGAGACGAGCCACCGGAAUUACCGCCAAAACCGCCCAAAUACCAAAGACAAUAUCAGAGACAGACGUCGCUGAUCGUCAAGCCGUCUCGCUCCAUCGUACGAUGUAGGACAAGAAGCGAAGAUUUAGAAAUGGCCCAGUUUAGACAGAGUAGACAUGACAGAAGUGAUAAUAUAGAAGAAAGAAUGAGGCAUAGGUAUGAAGUAAUCGACAUGGACGAUAGUGUUGACUAUUCUCCGACGAAGAAGAGAAUCGUCGAAGCCGAGGAAUGUGACGUCGAAGAAUACAACGUCGAUGGUCCAGACGAAAACGAAAUGAAGGAAAUACCGACGGAAAUCGUGAAGACUGUGAACGGUAAAACGCUUAGAUAUGCCAUCGUUCCAUCCGACGACGAAGAGAGGAGGAACGUAACGUUCUCAGCGACGUCACCGAUUAUGUCGAAGAGCAGUCUCAUCGCGACGCAGAAGCUUCACGAACUGCUAUCGACGCCAAGGAAGCUGAAAAGUUACGCUAGCCAACCAUCGGUUAGGAUAACGCCGAACAAAUCAGACAUGUCCAGAUACCCUGGGACGCCUAUGAAGAUGAUAUCCAGUACACCGACACAGGUCACUCCAUCGAAAUCCUGUGCCAAUUUGACUCUGACACGAGCUGCAACUUCACCGAUAUCGCCAAAGGCGCUACAGAAGCUGAAUUAUGGCUUACCAGAUAGAGACAGUUUACCAGACAGAGACGUCUUCGUUACCAGUUUCAAGCGGGAACGUAGCUUUGAUCUUGACAGAAGGGACGUAAGAAACAAGAGUGACAGAAGAAUCGACACUCAGAAAAGGGAUAAAAACACCGCGGUCAUAAUACCAAGGGUGGCGCCACAGUCGCCGUCAGUUUAUUCAGAAGAUACGUACAAAUCAUUUUCAAGUAUAAAAAGCGCGACCGGACCAACUACGUCGCUCACCAUUGCUGCUUUAAUAUUAACUUUAUGCGGCGGACUAACAUCAGGACUGAGUUUCUAUAUGAUGUAUAGUAUGGGACGUCGUUAUUACUUGGACUUUUGCGUGCUGUCUGGAUUCACGUGCUUCUUGCUAGGCCUCCUCGGAUUGAGAUCUCGUCGACAUCAACUAUUGCCGAAUAGAAAUUACAUAUCAGGCUACAUCGUUCUCUCGUCUUUUUCCCUGCUGAGCGCAUUCGGUCUCCUCAUCCUGCUGUCCAUCCAACCGAAGCCCGGGACCGCGCUAAACGAUAUCACUUCAGGUGCCGUUUGCAGCGUCAGUGUAAUAUCUUUAUGUCUGGCUACCGUAGGUAUUUUGGUAUCUUACUGCUGUGCGAGAGACCCACCGGACAACAGGGUCGGAACAGCUAGAUGGUAUUAGUUAUGAUUGGUGAUAAUAGAUGGCGUUAGUUGUACUAUAGUUAUUUUUGUGUUUUUAGUUCAGUCCAGAAAAGACGUAGUAUACUGUUUAAACAU